Molecule: messenger RNA, 1461 nt
Organism: Pectinophora gossypiella (pink bollworm)
Lineage: Eukaryota; Metazoa; Arthropoda; Insecta; Lepidoptera; Gelechiidae
Exons: 8
Coding region: 590-1453 (287 amino acids)
Source: RefSeq, a predicted model, not a curated record
GGCACGACUAUCUACUGCCGCGCCGCGGCGCGGCGCGGUAUGGUUUAAGAUAUAUGCAGUUUCUAUCUUCUCUGCGGGCACGGUUUGACAGCGCGAUCCACUAUCUACCGUGGAUAAAAUUAUAACUCGUCGCAUAAAAAAAUGUUGCUAUCUGAAAUAAAAGUGUUGUUUUUUCAUUUGUUAACACUAUACCCCCAAUAGUGCUGUUCUAAAUCAUUCGUUCAUUUCGUAAUCUUUUUUCUUUUUUUGGUUUAUAAAUGCGAUUUUUGACGUACUCACAAGAUUAGAAAAGGAUAGCGCUAUACAAGUUUUUACUGUUUUAUUAUGAGUCUUGUGAUUGUUUCAAUGACAAAAAAACGCGAACAAAAAAAAAAACGCGAACAUAAAAAAUACAAACGAACUAAUUAAAGUCCUCAACUUCUUUUGAACUUUGUGAAGUAAAAGUUUUCGUGAUCUUUUUGGAAAUGAACCCGCAGUUAGGGAAAAAGAAGUAAGUAUCAAAUCCGAAUUGUUCUAUUUGGUUUACGAAGAAUCUUGUUUAAUCAUCAUAACUUGUUUCAGAAUAAGGAGUACUCUAACUCAACAAAAAAUGUUAGUUGAUUACAUGAGUACACACCCCAGUUUUGCCAACGGGGAGUUCACUGGCCCCUUGGGCAGCCAGCAGUAUCUACAGCAGUGGGAAACGCUGCGGAUGCUGCUGAGGGAACAUGGGCCUGACAAAUCCAUAGAACAAUGGCGACAUACUUGGCGGGAUUUAAAAAAAAAAGCAAGGGGCGAAGGAGCGAGCCUACGUAAGGCUUUGACCGCCACAGGCAAUUUAAUUCCUGUGCCAAGCCUCUCCGAGACAACAAAUAAAAUUUUAGGUGUCAUUGGCACAGAGAUGGCUUUUGGUAUAGGUGGCGACUCACAGGAGACAGGUAUUGGGGAGCUGCCAUCUCAUAAAACUGUGGAGUCGUCAAUGGGUCAGUCACAGGAAUUGAAUAAUGAAAUAGAGAUUGAAAUCAUCGAAAACCAGGGGCAGGCUCUGGGAUAUGCCGUCCCUUCCAUAGUGCGUCAAAUAGAGAUGCCAGUCUUCAAUGAAGAACAGAGGCGGGUUCGGGCACAAAGUCCCACCAACCCCACGUCGACAUCCACACAGAGCCAAAUACAGAUGCCAGUUUUUAAUUUAGAACACAGGCAGGCCCCGGGACAAAGUCCUAUGUUACCCGCUUACACGUCGACCUUCACACGGAGCCAGAAUACUGCUCAUAGAGACGUGCACCCUACCACUUCCACAUCACAGCAGCGGCGUAUUGGGCUAGGAGAUCGGGCCGUCGAGUUUCUUGCGGCAGAGCAAGCAACGACAAAUGUUUUAAAAGAUAUAGUCAACACCAUACAGACACAGAACCAAUUAUUGAAGGAGAGAAAUAAUAAUUUGGUUCUGCAAAACAGAUUAAAAAACAGGGAGCGGUAAGUAAAAAA